CUGAUGUUGAGUAGACGCUUCCAAUAUCCUGUAAAUGACAUCAGCUUUUUGGUCUCACCACAGAGUUUUUUCAAAGGGAAAGUGUGGGCGCCGUGUUGGAUGGGCAACAAAUUACGCAGAUGGACGACACACCUGUUACAAAGCGUCGGCAUCUACAUGCACAUGUUCCCAACAGCCCAGUGCCAUUACAGCGAGAUGACCGUUUUUCACCCUCGGAAGGGGACUCUCUCAAAGGGCUGCGGUGUGGCCACCUACUGACAUUCCGCAAAACUGCACUGUUGGUGGGAGUCCUGGUGGUGCUGUACAAUGAGGUCCUGGUGUACUACAUCAAUAAGACCAGCUGGAAACUCCCUCCUGGUUUCUCACAGUUCAGGGAAGAUGACCAGAUAGUGCGACUUAUCAUUGCAGGGGAUCCACAAAUUCAGGGUUACCAGUAUGAAGUUGGAGGGUUUGUGGGUUGGAUCACCAGGUUGGACUCUGAUCGGUACCUCAGUAAGACCUUCCAUCUACUGUUGGACAUGGUCCAGCCUGAUGCUGUCAUCUUCCUGGGAGACUUAGAAGAUGAAGGGAGUGUUGCCUCUGAUGAGGAAUACUCCGACUAUGUCCAGAGAUUCUACCAAAUAUUUCACGUCCCAACAGAGACAAAGCUGAUUCUCCUUGCUGGGGACAAUGACAUCGGAGGUGAGGGUGCCGAUGUGAUCACACAGGAGAAGAUGCUGAGAUUUGAGAAGAAUUUUGCACCGCUAAAUGAGGUGGUGCGAGUCAAGAAUGUGGACUUCAUCAAGGUGAAUCUGGUUACUCCAUACCAGGAAGUACCUGCAGUUCCCCAGACCCAGCUGGUGUCCCAGCUGUCUGCACCUGUCAGGGUGCUCUUGUCACAUGUCACUCUAAAUGCCGCUCGACUACAGACUGCUGCUAAGAUCCUUGGGAGCUUUAUGCCACAAUAUGCUUUUUCUGCACAUUUUCACAAGUAUGAGAGGACAGCUUUCGACAUUACCAGAAUAAUGAAAAGUGCUGGACUGCCUUACUCAGCUGACCUGGGCAGGAAGCAGCUGGUCACACAGGAGAUUCAGGUGCCCACCUGCAGCUACAGGAUGGGAACAGCUGAAAUUGGGUACAUAGUGGUCACUAUAGACCAAGCCGGUGAGAUGAGUUCCUCCGUAGUGUGGCUGCCACGGCGAUACGUGAACCUUGGCGUGUACGUGGUCUACCUGAUCAUGGUGGUCCUCACCUGGCUCAUCCAGCAAGUCUGCCUCCCAUCCAAACGACAUCACAUGACAGGAUUAUGACACCAGUACCUGAAGCUGAAUGUUAAUAUCUGUUUAAAGACUAUAAUCUAGUUAUUUUCUCUGGGAAAGGAGGGUCACCUCCUGACGGGAGAUUUUUUAAAUGAUAUCCGAGUUGGCUGUUCACAGUUGUAUCUCACGAUCGGAUCAGUGGAUCGUUAUGUACUUUUGCACAGUAAUAUGUCACUCCCCCCCCCUACAUAAGCCAUGUUUCCAUCAUCUGUCGAUUGGUCUAUUCAGUCCUGUCUUUGUCAACAUCAUGCAUAUAUAAUCAUGUAAAAGCAAAAGUUAUCCAACUGAUCCACAGUAUUAGAACGAUUUCAGUCCAUUCCAAGUCACCAAGAGGGUUUUUGAAAGAUAUUUGCAUAAGUUUGAACUAUUUUAGAUAGAAGAAUAUUUUAGUCACAAGAGUUAGAUAAAGUUUGAACAUGACUUUGAAUGUAUCUCAGCGGUCGAAAUACUACCUGCAUAUGCAGGUUAGUGCAGGUAAAAUUGGAGCUGUGCAGGUAUUUCUGGUGUCUACCUGCACCUAACCUGCACUGGUCCAUGUACUGGGGUUUAUAUAUAAAUGUCAUAUGUUGGUGUAUAUGUUUUGUUACCAGCUUGAUUGUAUAUUUAUUUAUUUUAUUAAGAUUACCACCUGUAAAGUAUAAAAGAAAAUGUACAAUGUAGCAUCUUAGUAUGACUCAUACUUCCUAAAUUCAGAGUGGUGCAGGUAAAAUUUGUCUGGUGCAGGUAAUUUUCAAUGUUACCUGCACCAGUGCUGGUAUGAGGAAAAAAGUGUUUUGAGCCCUGUAUCUAUAACAUGUUAUAUGUUGAAAACAUGAAAGUAACAUUACAAACAUCUGUUUUUAUACACUGACAGAACAUGUUCUGACCAUUCGCAUCAUUUUGGAAAUUGUUACCCGAUAUUGCCUCAUAGCAGUAGGUGAUAUCUGGGCUCCACUUUCUGCUUCAUAUAUUUUAAGAUUUUAGCUGGACAUUUGUGGCUUUUUUGUGAUAAGCCAUCUAUGCAUGGCAGACAGACAUAAUUCCCUGUACUUGGGGAUGUUUGCAUUGCACCCCUCCCAACCCACUGACUUAGUUACAAAAUGUUGCAUCAUAUUAGCACAUGUUAGACCAAAAUGGUGAAUCUAUGUUGGAACAGUUUAGAACCUACUACCAAUAAUUUAUUUCAUGUUAGAAAUGUUUGGAAAAUGUUGAAAUAUGGUUGGACAUAUUGAGAAAGUCAAACAAAGGUUAGAAACUGUUCAAGCAGUUACUUAUCUCAGAUUGUUUUAAAAGUUUCAAAAAUGUUAGAACAAAAGGCAAUAAACACAAUUGUGUACAUGGUAAUAAGAAAUUGACUCUCUCUACGUGAUUACAAUAAUCAUUAUACUACAUAUUAGAACAAAUCGUCUCACAGGUGUGUAUGGCAACAUGACACGCUUUUCGCGUGCUCAAACUCAUGGCACUACAACUCUAGUUGCCAGAGAGUGCUAAAGAUCUGAUGACUUAAAGUUUAAACAUUUGUUUAAUGUACAUACUUGUAUGAGGAAUACAUCCAUACUGUUCAUGAGCCCUUCAUAUUCCAUGUUAUAAUCAGCAAACGCUGUGAGACAUUUUCGUGAAUGUACCUUACAAUUUUGUGCUCUGCAGACAGUAUUCCCUAACUUGACACGGUUUUGUAAUUUUGCUCUCUUGGGAAGUUGGUGAUGAAUGCAAGUAAACAUAAAUAAACAAUGA
Molecule: messenger RNA, 3011 nt
Organism: Branchiostoma floridae (Florida lancelet)
Lineage: Eukaryota; Metazoa; Chordata; Leptocardii; Amphioxiformes; Branchiostomatidae
Product: metallophosphoesterase 1 homolog
Exons: 9
Coding region: 120-1289 (389 amino acids)
Biological process (GO): GPI anchor biosynthetic process
Cellular component (GO): endoplasmic reticulum
Molecular function (GO): hydrolase activity
Source: RefSeq, a predicted model, not a curated record